UGACUUCAUUCGUGCCAUCUGAUCAAGCUCAAAGGAAUGCACCCUGUAGCCGGUCUGCUGAUUUGACGCUUUCGAUAUCGAUGGCCGACCCUCGUGUCAGAAGCCGCCUUUCGGAUGGUGCCAGGUUCUAGAGUGCGGAAUGGAAACGGUAACCAUGGUGACUCUGGAAGGAGUGCAGACGUUGUUGAAGGCGGUGCCGCCCGUGGUGGCCUUUUCGGUGCAGGAGUCCUCCGGAGGCAGGGCCGUGGUCUUCGCUUCGCCUCUGGGCGAGCGAGCGCUGGGGAACGGGGACUCCGGUUGGUCUCCUGGACCGCCGCACCGAGCAGUCGAUGACCCGUGUGGGGACAGACUCCUGGGGCAGCGGGAUAGAGGCGUGGUCGGAGACCCCAGUGAGAGUGACGACAUAGCCCUUUUGCGGGGGUGUGUAGACGUCCCGUACCAUAUCGCUGCUCUACUGGAGGAGCCUGUUGAUUUGGGUCCGGUCUCCACCUCACUGGGCUUCGCUGAGGAGGAGCCAGGCAAGGCUUCUACUCCAAAGAAUUCGCAGAGGAACCUGGGAAAUAUUCCCGCCUUGUGCGAUUCCCGGGAAGGGCUGCGCUGCGACCGGAACGUUGUUGGCACAGGCCUGGAGGCGCAGGGCACUGCUUGCGCAGGUGCAGCGGAUUCCACUGAAGAGCCGGGCCCCGUCCCGACCCUGCCCCAUCCUCCCAGGGAGGGUGGCAUUGCACCUGCAACUCCCUGCCACCAGGGGGAGCCGGACCUCGGUGUGGAUCUUUCAGAGCGCGCUGAGGAACUCUGUGGUGGGGUUGCCCUCCGGGGGCACACGGGGCCACCUGGUCCCGUCCCGUCGGUGGUGGUCGGCUACGAGCUGCCCCGCAUCGUGAAGCACAAGCCCAGCUCCAUCGCCUUCUCUGACUACCCCGCGCCCCGCUGCGCCCGUCUCUGUGUUUCGGAGGGCCCGAGCGGAGCGGGCUCUUCCUCCGAGGAUGAUGACGAUGACGAUGACGACGUGUUCCCGGAGCUGCCGCAGUGCAGGGGGUUCCUGGCGGGACGGCGGAGGAGGGGCGAGCUGAAGGGGAACGGGAUGGGGACGGGGCGGGACGCUCCCGUCGACCACGGCUCGGUCUGUAAUGGCGGCUGUCGGGCAGAGAGCGAGUCCAGCUGCAGGGAGGAGCCUCCGCAGAUCCUCCCGCCCUGGUCCGCGUCCAUGACUCAGCUGAUGAAGAAGCUGGACCAGCUCAACCUAGACAUCGAGGAGGCCCUGAGCUCUGGCUCCUCCCCCUCCCACACGCCCGGCGUCUCCCGCAAGCGACCGCCUGAGGCUGCUCCGGCGACGGCGGCGGCUGAUCCAGCGCUGAAGGGGAGCAGCGCGCUCGCGAACCCGGACCCGGAAGAAUGCGGAGACCCGGAUAGCUCCCCGUCUCCGAACCGCACCGCCGCGGGAACACCGGCCAGUCCCAGAAAGACGGAGGUGGCGGCGAAGAUGAACAACGAACGCGCAGAGAUCGAGGCGAAGGAGGCGUGUGAUUGGUUGAGGGCGGCAGGCUUCCCCCAGUACGCUCAGCUCUACGAAGAUUCGCAGUUUCCCAUCGACAUAUCUCCCGUGAAGAAGGACCAUGACUUUCUUGACAAGGACCUUGUCGAGCCUCUGUGCCGGCGGCUCAACACCUUGAACAAGUGCGCCUCUAUGAAACUUGACCUGAAUCUUCCGAAAAAGAAGAGCGAAGAUUCAGAUGAGGAAGACCUGCUCGCCAUCAGCGACAAAUGGACCUUUGAGUGGAGCAGCCGGCGCUGGUCCAGGCUGCAGGACAUCGACUGCUUCCUGGGUCAGGUGGAGGGCCAGGGCCCGGCGGGCGGGGUCACCCUGAGGAACACGCCCAGCAGCGAGAGCGUGCUGACGGACCUGAGCGAGCCGGAGGUCUCCUCGCUGCACAGCGAGAGCAGCAGCGGCGGGGGCCGGUCCGACUCGGCCGCCAUGCCGGACUCCACCCCCCUCGCCCCGCCGCCGUCGCCGCCGCAGUACGGCUCGCUGCCCGCCAAGAACGGGCGGCACGGGCGCACGCGCGCCAAGGACUUCCUGCGGCGCAUGGAGGCGCUGCGUUCGCGGGUCCCGGCCGGGCGGGGGGGGGGGCGGCGCUCGCUGGUCAUCAGCGGGCCCGUCCUGCAGCAGGAGCCCCCCCCCACGCUCCGGACGCUGCGCUGCGUGGACAUCGUCAACGGCGGGCCGGCGGGGACGGACUCCGCCCCCGACGACGGAGGCCCCGCCUCCCGGUCCGGCAGCGACGGGGGCAGCGAGGGGAGCGCGCCCGGCCCGAAGGACCGCAGGGCGCUGCGGGCGCUGCACAAGCGCAGCGGCAUGUACCUGGAGGACCUGGACGUGUUCGGCGAGGGAGGGGGCGGGGUCGGGGGCGGGGGCGGGGACGGGGGCGGGGACAUCUUCGCCCAGGGCAGGAACGUGGCCGAGCACAACCGCAGGAAUGAGUUCCGCUCGUACGAGGACCUGGUGGUGCACGUGCCCAAGGACCACAAGCCCGGAACCUUCCCCAAGGCCCUGUCCAUCGAGAGCCUGUCGCCCACCAGCGGCGCCUCCGUCAACUGGCACACGGGCAGCGUGUGCCUGGACUCCCGACGCCCGCCCAGCCUCCGCGAGCCGCGCCCCCCCCCCGCCCAGUGCUGCCCGCGGGGCAGCCGCAUCAGCGUCUACGACAACGUGCCCGGGUCGCACCUCUACGCCAGCACCGGCGACCUCAUGGACCUGGAGAAGGAGGACCUCUUCCCCCACCUGGACGACAUCCUGCAGCACGUCAACGGGCUGCAGCAGAUCGUGGACCACUGGUCCAAAAAUGUGCUGCCGGAGGGUGAGGGGGAGGGGGAGGGAGACGGUGAGGGGGAUGGCGAGGGGGAUGGCGAGGGCGAGGGGGAGGGGCUCACCUUGCAGUCCUCCAGUCAGAUCACGCUGGACUUCGAGGGGAACUCGGUCCUGGAGGGACAGACCACGCCCAGCGACGGGGACCGGGACGGGGUGUCCCUAAACGAGACGGACUCCAGCGGGAUGAGGGACAGGAGAGACUCGGGGGUCGGAGCCUCCCUCACGCGGCCAAACCGGCUACGGUGGCCCAGCUUCCAGAUGUCCAAUCGCCUCAGCCACUCAGUGGUCUCCCUGCAGAUCACCAACCAAUCAGCCGGCCAGCUCAGCCUGCUGCAGAAGUUCUCUCUGCUCCGCCUCACCGCCAUCAUGGAGAAGUACUCCAUGUCCAACAAGCACGGCUGGACCUGGUCCGUGCCAAAGUUCAUGAAGAGGAUGAAGGUGCCGGACUACAAGGACAAGAACGUUUUUGGCGUGCCCCUCAUCGUGCACGUCCAGCGCUCGGGCCAGCCCCUCCCGCUCAGCCUGCAGCAGGCCCUGCGGUACCUCCGCAGCCAGUGUCUGGACCAGGUGGGGCUGUUCCGGAAGUCGGGGGUGAAGUCCCGGAUCCAGGCGCUGCGGCAGAUGAACGAGAGCUCGCCGGACAACGUGGCCUACGAGGACCAGUCUGCGUACGACGUGGCCGACAUGGUGAAGCAGUUCUUCAGAGACCUGCCCGAGCCCCUGCUCACCAGCAAGCUGGGGGAGACCUUCCUUCACAUCUACCAAUACGUUCCUAAGGACCAGCGGCUGCAGGCGGUGCAGGCCGCCAUCAUGCUGAUGUCCGACGAGAACAGGGAGGUGCUGCAGACCCUGCUCUGCUUCCUGAGCGAUGUCACCUCCUCCGUGGAGGAGAACCAGAUGACGCCCAUGAACAUCGCCGUGUGCCUGGCGCCGUCGCUCUUCCACCUCAACAUCCUGAAGAAGGACAACCUGUCGCCACGGGCCAUGCAAAAGAAGUACGCCACGGGCCGGCCUGAUCAAAAAGACCUGAAUGAGAACCUGGCGGCAACACAGGGGCUGGCCCACAUGAUCAGCGAAUGCAACCGGCUCUUUGAGAUCCCUCACGAGAUGGUGACGCAGUCGCGGAACUCGUACGUGGACGCGGACCUGCACCCGCCCACGCUGGAGGAGCUGUGCAAGCAGCUGGAGGAGGACGACGGGUCCUACCUCACCCACACGGACGGGCUGGUCCAGGGCCUGCUGAAGGAGGCCCGGGACAGGUCCAAGGGCUGGGUGUCCCGCCCCAGCACCGACAGCACCGAGCUGUCCUACAAGAAGGUGGGUGACGGGAACCCCCUGCGGCGCUGGCGGGUUUCGGUGGAGGUGGAGGCCCCGCCCUCGGUGGUGCUGAACCGCGUGCUGCGAGAGCGCCACCUGUGGGACGUGGACCUGCUGCAGUGGAAGGUUCUGGAAACGCUGGACAAGCAGACGGAGGUGUACCAGUACGUCCUCAACCGCAUGCCCCCCCACCCCAGCCGCGACUUUGUGGUGCUCAGGUCGUGGCGGACGGACCUGCCCAAAGGCACGUGUGCGCUGGUGUCCGUCUCGGUGGACCACGAGGAGUCUCCGCCCCUGGGCGGGGUCCGGGCGGUGGUGCUGGAGUCCCAGUACCUCCUGGAGCCGUGCGGCUCGGGGAAGUCUCGGCUCACACACAUCUGCAGGGUGGACCUCAAAGGGAGGACUCCAGAGUGGUACAAUAAGGCCUUCGGUCACCUGUGUGCUGCUGAAGUAGCAAGAAUCCGGAACUCCUUCCAUCCACUGACCUCAGAGGGUCCAGAGACCAAAAUCUGAGCCCGUCCCCCCCUCCCCCUCCACUCCCCCCCACACACCCC
Anguilla anguilla (European eel) is the source of this 4740-nucleotide messenger RNA. It is a transcript of the gene stard13b, whose product is annotated as StAR-related lipid transfer (START) domain containing 13b. Lineage: Eukaryota; Metazoa; Chordata; Actinopteri; Anguilliformes; Anguillidae. Gene Ontology annotation, biological process: actin cytoskeleton organization; signal transduction; regulation of Rho protein signal transduction. The record is from RefSeq and is a predicted model, not a curated record. Gene Ontology annotation, molecular function: protein binding; GTPase activator activity; lipid binding.